GAAGAAGAAGAAGAAGAAGAUCAUCCAUAGGUUUUCCAUUUCUUUGGUUUCGAGCAUCCGACCUUCUGCUUCUUCUCGAUCUCGCUCGCCAAAACCUCUCUUCCUCUCCUUCUGGCAACAUCACUCAAUCUCCGCUCUCUCCAUCUCUCUCCAACCCUCGGGCCGGGCUGCUCAGCCUAUCUCGUCCUCCGACCACCGCCGUAUCCACGCCGCGAGUCUCGUUGGCGUUUGGCAUCAACGUCGCCGCUCUUUCUCUGCCUCCGAAACCCCCAAACCCUAGGUUUCUUGCUUCGAUUCUCCGGGAUUGUCGAAGAUGGAUGAGGACCAGGAGAUGGAGAGGUUCGGGAUGGACAAUGACUAUGAGGACGGGCAGUGGAUCGAUGGGGAGUUCUAUUACCGGCGGCGGAGAGAGAAGCGCGCGCAGACCAAGGAAGACGUGCUCUACGGUGUCUUCGCGUCGGGGGACUCUGAUUCCGACUACGACGACUCCUCCAAAAGGAAGCGAAAGAAGAACAGAGACCUCCUGGGUAAGGCUGAUCUAUCUAAACCUGUGAAUUUCGUUUCCACCGGCACAGUCAUGCCGAACAGAGAGAUUGAUGAGAAUUCGAAGAGAGAGAAUGAGGAUGACGAGUCCGCUGCCAUGGAUGAGGAUAGGCCGGGCUUGGGGGUUGGUGCUGGUGUAGGUUUGGGGUUUAAGAACCGAGAUUAUGGUUUCGAUGAGAACGGCGAGGAGGAGGAUAGGUUCUUGCCGACGGCAUUUGGGCGGAAGAUCAAGGAGGGAGCGGAGAGGAGGAGAGAGCAAUCCAAAUUGGAGAAGAAAGCACAGCAAGGUGCGGUCAAGAGGGAUUCUUCUGAAUCGGGGAAUGUGGGCGGCUUCGAGAAGUACACCAAGGGAAUUGGACUAAAGUUGCUCGAGAAAAUGGGUUACAAAGGGGGCGGUCUUGGGAAGAACCAGCAGGGGAUUGUGACACCCAUUGAAGCAAAGUUGCGUCCUAAGAACAUGGGCAUGGGUUUCAACGACUACAAAGAAACUUCUGCAAAGGCACCUGUUGCGUCACUGGAGCCCGAGGAAAAGAAGCCAUUACCUGAUGUGCCCGGUAAGGAGAAGCUUUGGUCUAAGCAAGCGAAGAAGGCGACUUUGAAAAGCAAAGUGACAUAUGUUACAGCAGAAGAGCUGUUGGCGAAGAAGCAGGAGCAGGGCGUUGAAGUUGUGCAAAAGGUACUUGACAUGCGUGGACCUCAGGUUAGGGUAUUAGCGAACUUGGAGAAUCUAAAUGCGGAAGAGAAGGCGAGGGAGAGUGAUGUUCCAAUGCCGGAGCUCCAGCACAAUAUAAGGUUGAUUGUGGACCUGGCUGAGCUGGAUAUUCAGAAGAUCGACAGGGAUCUGAGGAAUGAGAAGGAAACAGCUCUGAGCUUGCAAGAGGAAAAAGAGAAGUUUCGAGCUGAGGCAGAACUCCAGAAGAAACAACUCAAUAAUAUGAAGGAAAUAAUGACUACGCUAGGCCGGAUUGAGGAGGAAAAGUCAAUGGGAUCAUUGACAUUAGACUCGCUAGCCAAGUAUUUCGGUGACAUGCAAAGAAGGUUUCCUGAUGAUUACAAACUUUGUAACAUAUCCUGCAUUGCUUGCUCAUUUGCACUCCCUCUGUUUAUCAGAGUUUUUCAGGGAUGGGAUCCUCUUAGGAAUCCCUCACAUGGGUUGGAAGUUGUUUCACGGUGGAAAUCUCUAUUGCAAGGACAGGAAUGUCUUGAUAUAUGGGAUUUGGGAUCCCCUUAUACCCAGUUGGUUUCAGAAGUUGUCUUGCCUGCUGUGAGAAUAUCUGGCAUCAACACUUGGGAGGCAAGGGAUCCAGAACCAAUGCUUCGCUUUAUCGAGACUUGGGAGAAAUUGUUGCCUUCUUCUGUUCUGCAGUCCAUACUGAACAUGGUUGUCAUGCCAAAAUUGUCGAGUGCUGUGGACUCAUGGGAUCCCCGUCGGGAAACUGUUCCUAUCCAUGUUUGGGUGCAUCCGUGGUUACCCUUGUUGGGACAAAAGUUGGAGGGCCACUAUCAGAUCAUACGGUCAAAACUGAGUAAUGUACUUCAUGCCUGGCACCCGAGUGAUGGCUCUGCAUACACCAUUUUGUCACCUUGGAAGACCGUGUUUGAUUCUGCCAGUUGGGAAGAUUUUAUGCGCCGAUUUAUCGUUCCAAAGUUGCAGCUUGUCCUCCAGGAGUUCCAGAUAAAUCCGGCUGAUCAGAAGCUGGAUCAGUUCUAUUGGGUCAUGUCUUGGGCUUCUGCUAUCCCGAUCCAUCUCAUGGUGGACAUGAUGGAGAAGUUCUUUUUUGUUAAGUGGCUACAGGUGCUAUAUCACUGGUUGUGUUCUAACCCAGACUUCAAUGAAGUUAUGAACUGGUAUCGCGGUUGGCGGGAUCUUUUCCCACAAGAGCUGCUAGCAAAUGAGAGUAUCAGAUAUCAGCUUAGAAUUGGUUUAGACAUGAUGGACAAUGCAGCUGAAGGCAUGGAGGUUGUCCAACCUGGUGUUAGAGAAAACUUAAGUUAUCACAGGGUCCUUGAGCAGAGGCAGUUUGAGGCUCAGCAAAAAGCAGCGGCCUAUGCUCGACAACAAGCUGCUGUUGGUGCUGGUGGCACCUCUCAGGUGGAUGCUGGUGGUGGCAUGCCUGAGAUGAAGCUGAAAGAAGUCAUCGAGGCCUAUGCACAGCAGCAUGAGUUGCUAUUCAAACCUAAGCCCGGUCGGAUGCACAAUGGCCUUCAGAUAUAUGGUUUUGGUAAUGUGAGCAUCGUUGUGGACUCUAUUAAUCAGAAGGUAUUUGCCCAAAACGAGGAAGCAUGGUCUUUGGUAUCUCUUGAGGAUCUGCUGAAGCUGCACUACAAUUCACUGGCAAAGAGACGUUAGAUGAUAAAUUCUUUGAAUACCCGCCAGUUGGAGCAUUGUAGGUCAGUGAGGUUGUAAAUAUCAUGCAGAGAAAAUCAAAGUUAGUCUUCUAGCUUUUCUGUGAAAUUCAUGAUCUUGUUAUUUCAUCUGAAAUCACAAUGGCAAUUUUCACGGACAUUAACGUGACAAUGUAACACAGUUUCAGUUUUGUCAUUUGAACCAAUCAAGUAUUUUAGGAGAUAAUUGAAGUGUCAGUGAGCUUGAAUGAAGUAAUUAGAGGUCUGAGCCUUUUGCUUUUAGCAUCUUAUCCUUAUGGAUCAACCAAACUGGCAGUUGUAGUGUUAUAUGUUACUGUACUAUGGCAUCUGAUGAUACCUGUAAGUUUACAGCAGCAGUAUUGUUGAGUAGCCAGAAAAUCCUCAUCUCUAUUAUCUGAAUAUUGACUUACUUAUAGUAGUUUCUUUGUAACUAGGUUAAAAAAAUGAUCCAUUGAGAAGUGGACUGUCUAUUCGCCCUGAUUGUAUGUUUCGAAGUUCUUGAAGACAGAGGCUAAUAUAUCCAAAACUCUGCUUUGACAGUUUGCUUGGUUCGCAGCGGCGAUGUGUGAUUCAUGUCUAUCAAACUUUUGGUAGUCGAAGUAAGAAAGUAUGUAUGGACGCCUCUGUGGAGCUUCUGGUUCAAUAUCAAUACUUGUCAAAAUAUGCCAAUUACUUCUAGGUUCCCCAUAGUGUCUAUAACGCACUUGAUUGGUUCAGUACAUACAGCACAGCCAUAUUUGAUAAGUCUCCACAACCGGUACAGUGGUAGCAUAAUUGGAUAAAUAAGGAUGGGCUUUGGUCAUACUUGAUGUAUUAUAUUAUCCUGGCUUCCCAUGAUGCUCCCUUAUUAUUCCUGAUGUGAUAGUUUUGCAACUAAAAUCACUUCGAAUGGGCAAUAUUCGGGUAUCGAUUCUCUUAUCUUUUAUUUGUACAAAUGUAUAUCUUGGAUCUCUUCUCUUGAUAUAAAGAUAAUCCCAACUUCUCUCACAUGAUGGCAAAUGCCCAGCAUUUCUAGUUUUGUUGCUAUUAUAGUUCAAAUCCCAGUCAAUGUCCAUCAUAAGUAGCUUGAGUCAUUGAAGUCUAUCCAAUUUGUGUCACCAUACAGGUUAUAAAAAUAUUGAAAUAUAUCUAUAUUGACAUUUAGAAAGAGCUAGUGCAGUCUGUUUGGAGCAGGGGUUCCAAAAGGCACCUGUGAGCCGCAUCUUUGGGAGCAAGCUUGAAAAGGACUCAGUUUUCACUUUCUACUUAUUUUAAAGGCCUGCCAAAUGCUUUACUUGAGCUCUUGUGGCUUCUCAAAAGUAAGCUUUUAAAGCACUGCCAAACACAGACUAGGAGUUUGUUGGGUAUAGUUAGUGUAGUUUUAUUAUGAUAUGUUGGAACACUUGUGUUUUGCAACAUCCUUUUAAGGAUGCAGUUAUUGAAACUAUGUGGGGCAGCUUCCUAAUAGCAAUUGGGAAAUGCUGCAGCAGGGGUGCUACAGCACUAUGGUAUUUCAGACCAUGUAAGGUGACUAUAACCAACAUUCCUGGAUCUAAGAAUUUGCUCAUUGUCAACUAAUCUCUCUUAACAUCGAGCAAAUAAUUGUGGGGACUAACAGUCUAAUUUUCUAUCUAGCUUGCUGCUUAUGAAGUUUAUUGCCGGUUUGAUGUCUAAGACCCUUUAUUUCUUCAUGCACUGGAAUGCAGGAAAUCUACUGUUGGGGCCUGCAUUCUAGAAUUUAAAAUUCAAAUGGAUGGAAGAGAAUUUUGGAUGUUCAUUUGUGAAUUUUUUAUUUUAUAUUUAUUUGACUCACUUAGAUCCUACCAAAAUCCUACCAAUUGAAUUAAUCAUUGUAGUUUGAUCUGUUGUUAACUUUCUUUCUAUGUAAUAUUGUAUAUGUGUCACUGGACUUAGCAUUGGAUUUUGUGAGAAAAUGUGGAAAAAAUCAAAAGAUGUGUUAAGUUGAGCAGGGUUUGUCCCAGAGAGCAGGCAAGUUUCUUCCCAGCAUCCUGCAUGUGCAGUUUGUCUUGCAACCCUUUGCUUUUUGCACCUAUGAGUACAUUUCUUGCUCCUGUUCUUUUUACCAUUUCGUUUUGUUGGGUAGAAUGUGAUCUCACUUCUUUCCCUUCAGAGACAACAAUUGAUCUGGCAGUUUUUGGACUCCCCUUUCUUUCAAUUUUACAGCUUCCAAUGUGUUGUCCUGUUUCUUUCUGCAUCAGUAUUUGCUUUUCAUAUUUUGUUGGUUUGAUGACGUGUAUAUUUUUUUUCCUCCUAACUAAUUUACCGUCCUUAAGUGAGAUUGAAUGGCUAUACAUGCGUAUCUUUCAUGGUAGAUAAAAAGUCUAGCAGAUUCUUCCACUUGAACCGUCUUUUCCGAUUUCCCCUUUCGACUUCUGUUUUAGGAAGGCAUUUUGGUUACUCUGUUCUGAUUUUGGUCUGGUAUUUCAUAAUUCAAGCUUUAGGAAUUUGGAGUGUGUGUGUCUUUUGACUUUUCUUGCAACUCUACAUCCUGUUAUCAGAAGGAAUUUUGGUGAGUGUGCGUUCUGGUUUUGGUCUGGUAAUGUUAUAAUUCCAUCUUCAGAAAUUUGGAGUGCAAAGGAUUGGACAUUUAGACCACAUAGCAUGUCAUCUGUAAUUUCCAUUGAAAGGUCAAUCAUUCUUUUUACUUUAUGAAUGUACAUAGAAUGAUCUUUGAAAUUGGAUUUAGUUUUUAGUAUAGUUGAUUGAUUAAUACAAUGUCAGUGGUGAAUAAUCCAUUCAAAAGUUUCUAAGGUGAUUGCAAUUAAUGCUCCAUUGAGGAAUGCUUCCCAGGACCAAUCAAGCGAUAGAGGACAAGUUGGACGCUUCUUACUUCUGUCACUUGCAGGAUGAGGUUAUGCAUUGACUCAAGUGCUCUCUAGCUGUUCAAGCGACAAUCCUUUUUAGUACAUUUUGCUAGAAAAGUACAUCUUAGUUAAGUAUAAUCUCUUUCAGAUGUGUAAUCUCAUUAUAUUGGGAGCCUUUUCUGUCUUUGUGAGAUUUGCAGCGUGGUCAACUGCUGCCCAUAUCUUACUUAUGGCUAAAAUCCCCAUUAAGUGGGUGGUAUCCUUUCUUUUGUGUUAUUUUUGUACUUUUCCACAUGUCAACAUUCAAUAUGGUCGACUUCUUUUGCGAGUGCCACAAUUUCAUGUUUGAGCCUCUCACUCGGUUUUUGGCAGGCGUCUUACCUGGUUUAUAAAGUUUGCAGCAGGCAAAUCCCUUAGUUGCGGUUCAUGAAUGGAGUCAAGUUUCACACAUUCAUUCCGUGUUGGAAUACUGCAACAGUCGCAUGACUUACCCAGACCCACCUUGGAAAUUUAAUGGAUUUUGUGUUGACGGCUCAAUAGUAUAUACUUGAUUGCUACUUUAGACAAUUACUGCUCUCUCUGGAUGGAGCCAAUUUUGUGUUCUGAGAAACCGUGUUGGUUGUAUCUCUUAUAUGUAACCCUCUUUAGAUUUUGCUGGCUGUGAUCUCCUCGGCACUUGGUUUUCUUUUGUGAGAUUCAAGCCCUGAGCAGCUUCCGCGCCCAUCUCAGAGAAGUCAAAGAGUAGUUUUGCUCUUAGGUAUGGUAAUUUGGUUAUGUAGAUAUUGCUUUUUGUUUUCAUUAGUAUAUAGGACUGGGUUCAGAUUAUCUCAUGAUAUAUUUGUUGCACUGAUCAGUUUUUUUCUUUCUUGGAUUGUUUAAAGCCAGUUUACGUAAUUAGCGGCUCUUAGGUCUUGGUGAACUGCAAUAUCUUAUGCAAGUUUACCUAGUGGAACUCCCCGAAUCUCUGUUAUCUUUCAGAAUAAUUGGUGGUUUUCAUUCUACUCCUGCACGAAAUUCCGAGCUGCAUACAGUUUGUCACAUUUCCUCAAGAAUUUGCGCUUAUGAGCGGCAAAUGGUAAAACCACGAGCCCCACUUUCUUGCUGGGUGUAGGAUUGAAGUUCCGGUUAUAGCUAGAGAUAAGAUGGCAGUGCUUGGGAAGCAUCGGCUUUGGAAGCUUCUGUUUGUACUGGCUUCUUGAAAGACAGACAGUGGAAUGUCCUUGUUGACGCUGCCUCCACCACGGUUUUUCCUGUGGAAUUUCCCUAUUUUAAACAAUAUGACUGCGUCUUAUCAUCUGCUAAUGUCGGCAGGGUGUGAAACUAUAAUUGAAAUCCUCGACGAUUUAGAGGCUUGAAAUUCUCGUCAAGGAUGUGUGGAGGAACAAUUUGUUGAAGUUUUUGGAAGAGUAUCUGCAGUCAUAUAGCAUCGAGAAACGCAAGGAUUGAAGUGAAGAUGGUUGUUGCCUUGUUGGCGCAUUCUUUU
This is a messenger RNA of Rhodamnia argentea, 7197 nucleotides long. RefSeq names its product septin and tuftelin-interacting protein 1 homolog 1. Lineage: Eukaryota; Viridiplantae; Streptophyta; Magnoliopsida; Myrtales; Myrtaceae. The transcript is spliced from 2 exons. Gene Ontology annotation, cellular component: U2-type post-mRNA release spliceosomal complex. Gene Ontology annotation, molecular function: nucleic acid binding. Bases 314 to 2893 code for a protein of 859 amino acids. Gene Ontology annotation, biological process: spliceosomal complex disassembly. The record is from RefSeq and is a predicted model, not a curated record.